AUGAUUUUGCAUUUCUGGGGGGGGAGCACUGUUUGUAAACAAUACAGUUCUCUCCCCUGUCAGCUCUUGCACACUGCUUUGUCUCUGCAUAGCACAGCCAUGCAAAGCAGUGUGCUUACAGUGGAGCACACCCACAGGACACAAUGCAAAAUGGAACACAGCACACAGUUAACCCUUUGAUCACCCCUCAUGUUAACCCCUUCCUGCCCAGUGCCAUUAGUACAGUGUCAGUGCUUUUUAAUAGCCCUGAUCACUGUAUUGGUGUCACUGGGAAUGUCAGUGACACCAAGUCAGUUCCUCCCAGUGCCAGAAUGCCCGCCGCAGUCCUGCUAUACGUUGCUGAUCACAGCCAUUACUAGUAAAAAAAAA
This is a messenger RNA of Staurois parvus, 369 nucleotides long. The record is from the annotation of a GenBank genome assembly. NCBI's taxonomy places the organism in Eukaryota, Metazoa, Chordata, Amphibia, Anura, Ranidae.